AUGGGAAUAUACUCUAGAUCGGUUGCGGUUUCACUCUUUGUGUCGUUCCUGCUGUUUCUUUCUGCCUCCUCCGAGCGCAAUGACGGGACCUUCAGAGUUAACCUGAAAAAACUCAAGUUGGAUCCUAGAAACCGUCUUACAGGACGCUUUGGUUCCAAGCAAGAAAAGCCCCUGAGAGCUUACAGUCUUGGUGGAGAUGCUGACAUUGUCCCGCUGAAGAAUUAUUUAGAUGCUCAGUACUACGGUGAGAUCGCUAUUGGUACUCCACCACAGAAGUUCACCGUGGUUUUUGACACUGGAAGCUCUAACCUCUGGGUGCCAUCAUCAAAGUGCUAUUUCUCAAUUGCAUGUCUCUUCCACUCCAAGUACAAGUCGUCGCGUUCAAGCACAUAUGAGAAGAAUGGGAAAUCCGCCGCAAUUCAUUAUGGCACUGGGUCAAUUGCUGGGUAUUUUAGUAAUGAUGCCGUCACGAUUGGCGAUAUAGUUGUCAAGGAUCAGGAAUUUAUCGAGGCAACAAAGGAGCCUGGUAUCACAUUUGUUGUUGCUAAAUUUGAUGGUAUCCUUGGUCUUGGAUUCCAAGAGAUCUCUGUCGGAAAUGCCACUCCUGUUUGGUACAAUAUGCUCAAGCAAGGCCUUAUCAAGGAGCCGGUGUUUUCAUUUUGGCUUAACCGUAAUGCCGAGGAUGAAGAAGGUGGUGAACUUGUAUUUGGAGGUGUUGAUCCAAAUCAUUUCAAGGGAAAGCAUACUUAUGUCCCUGUGACACAAAAGGGUUACUGGCAGUUUGACAUGGGUGAUGUUCUUAUUGGGAGUGCGCCCACUGGAUUCUGCGAAAGUGGCUGUUCUGCAAUAGCAGAUUCUGGAACUUCUUUGCUUGCGGGUCCAACGACUGUAAUCACCAUGAUAAACCAUGCUAUUGGAGCAGCUGGAAUUGUUAGCCAGCAGUGCAAGACUGUUGUGGAUCAGUACGGGGAGACCAUUUUGGAUUUACUCUUGUCUGAGACCCAACCGAAGAAAAUCUGCUCGCAGAUUGGUCUGUGCACUUUCGAUGGUCACCGUGGUGUCAGCAUGGGCAUUGAGUCGGUGGUGGACAAGGAAAACGCCAAAUUGUCUAAUGGUGUGGGAGAUGCAGCGUGUUCUGCAUGUGAGAUGGCAGUUGUUUGGAUACAGAGCCAGUUGAGGCAAAACAUGACUCAGGAACGCAUAUUGAACUACAUCAACGAGCUAUGUGAGCGUCUUCCCAGCCCAAUGGGAGAGUCUGCAGUGGACUGUACACAACUCUCGACCAUGCCCACUGUUUCGCUCACCAUUGGAGGCAAAGUCUUUGAUCUUUCUCCAGAGGAGUAUGUUCUGAAGGUUGGUGAGGGCCCUGCUGCACAGUGCAUCAGUGGCUUUAUUGCACUUGAUGUUGCUCCACCUCGUGGACCUCUCUGGAUCUUGGGAGAUGUGUUCAUGGGCAAAUACCACACCGUGUUUGACUUUGGAAACGAGCAGGUCGGGUUUGCAGAGGCAGCGUAA
Arabis nemorensis is the source of this 1515-nucleotide messenger RNA. NCBI's taxonomy places the organism in Eukaryota, Viridiplantae, Streptophyta, Magnoliopsida, Brassicales, Brassicaceae. The record is from the annotation of a GenBank genome assembly.